AAGAAUUUUAGUAUAGAACUAAAAACGUAAUAAAUAGUCAGCGAUAAGAUCGUGACCCAGUGGGAAUAAUCAAACCUUGAACGGAAGUUAAGCCGAGGUCACAAUGUGGUUACAGGGUUGGCUUCUUUUGCUGCCAAUUCUGUUGGGUUUGGCUAAUAUUAUCAAUGCCUCCACCGCUGGAAAUCAUACGCUAAACUAUGAAGCGAAAACUCAACGGAUUUUAGAUCGAGCCACCCAACGAAUACGUUCAAUAUACGAUAUGAAGCGACGGAUUUUUCUUCAACUAACAUUAAAGGGAAAAUCGCCGCUUGGUGGCCAGGCACCUAGUAAAUUGGAGGUGGAAAUGGAAACCUAUCGUUUGCUCUAUGAGGUGGCCGCCAAUCUCAGCGUGGUGCCAGUGGAGCAACUCUCAGAUCCUUUAAUGCGUCGCAGGGUUCAACGUUUGUCCAAGUUGCAACUGCAAGGACUACGUCCUGCAGAUUACGAACAGGCCAAGGAUUUGCUAAGAACUAUGCAUAAUUUUGUAAAUGGUCCUUUGGUUUGUCCAGGAGAAGAUUGCUCAGCUCGUAAGCCCUUGGCCAUGUAUCCACAGAUUAUGAACAUGAAUAUGAGAACGAAAAACUAUAAAGAUUUAUUGGAGAACUGGGUUAACUGGCGUCGGACAAUCAAUGACAAAAUAACGGCCAAGAACACGUUCAUAGACUAUGUGCGAUUGCUGCGUAUUGCAGCCACGUAUAAUGGGCACGUUACACCAUCUCGUACUUGGUAUUUGUACUACGAUACAGAGAACUUCCAGGCCGAACUGGAGGCAGUGGUGUGGGAGAUAAUGCCACUGUAUAGGGAACUUCAUGGCUAUUUGCGACACGAAGUGCAGCGUGCCUAUCCCAAGGCGGAUAUGAAAAAUGAUGGUGCCAUAUCGGCGCCAAUAAUGGAUCAAAUCUUAUCACAGGAUUGGUAUUCCCAUCAAUUUUUCCAAACACCACAUCCAAGCAAAGAGCAUCAAUUGCCAUCGGUGGUAAGACGACUUGAAGAGGUUCUUGUGACUCCCGUAAAAAUCAAUAAAAAGGCAACUGAAUUCUUCGAAUCUUUGGGUCUCAAUCAUAUGUCCGACGGCUUCUAUGAUCGGUAUGCUCGACGCAUGAACGACGAUGAAGGCGGUCCUGAUUGUAAGCCACAAGUUUACUAUUUUCCACCUGAUGUUGCCUUGAGAUAUUGCCCGAAAUUGGACUACAAGAAGAUGAUGCAAGUCCAUGGUGUUAUGUGCGAAUUGCAAUAUAAUCUUUAUAAACGAAAUCUGCCAUUUGGUCUGGACUCGGAACCUUGUCCAGGAUUUGGUAAUGCUUUGGCUGAAACAGCUGUCCUUGCCUCGGGCACACCAAGACAUUUGCAUCGUCUGCAUAUUCUGCUCAACGAAAGCCUUACCGAAGAGCAAUCCCUAAAUCGUCUCUUCCGCAUGGGUGUCCACACUCUGCUAGCUGUUCCUCAGUACUUUAUCAAUGACAAGUUCCUCGUCGAUGUCAUGGACGGACGCAUUGUUGUGAAGGACUACAAUUGUGCCUACUGGAAUCUUCAAGAUAAAUAUGCCGGCGUCCAAGCCCCACUGUGGCGUACGGCCAAAGAUUUUGAUCCUGAUUUCAAAUUCUAUCGUGGUCUCAAUCCCGAAACUUCGAAUACCAAAAAAUUUUUAGCGGAAAUUCUUGGUUUUCAGUUCUAUCGUUCAUUCUGUCUGGCCAGUGGACAAUACAAGCCAGGAGAUCCCAAAUUUCCUCUACACAAUUGUGAUUUCUAUGACAGCAAGGCGGCUGGUAAAAUGAUAAAGGACAUGAUGGAAUUUGGCUCGACAAAACAUUGGCGUGACAUAAUGGAAAUAGCCACAGGCGAACGGAAACUGAGUGGACGCGGCGUAUUAGAAUACUUUGCCCCGCUCUUCACCUGGCUCAAAGAGCGUAAUAAACAAUUGGACAUUGAGCCUGGCUGGGAUGCCGAAGAUUUUUGUCCCAAGGAAUAAAAUUGAAACUUAAUUACUCGAAUUACAGUUUUAACAUCUCAGUUUUGAGUUCACUUCAAAUGGAAUUACUAUAACUUUUUUUUGUGAAAAUGUUACCAACACUACUUUAAAAAAACAUUUAAUAUUUUGUUUUAAUAAA
Drosophila willistoni is the source of this 2147-nucleotide messenger RNA. RefSeq names its product angiotensin-converting enzyme (gene Ance-5). Gene Ontology annotation, molecular function: peptidyl-dipeptidase activity; metallopeptidase activity. The record is from RefSeq and is a predicted model, not a curated record. Gene Ontology annotation, biological process: proteolysis. The transcript is spliced from 4 exons. Bases 104 to 2008 code for a protein of 634 amino acids. NCBI's taxonomy places the organism in Eukaryota, Metazoa, Arthropoda, Insecta, Diptera, Drosophilidae. Gene Ontology annotation, cellular component: plasma membrane.